Molecule: messenger RNA, 963 nt
Organism: Paramuricea clavata
Lineage: Eukaryota; Metazoa; Cnidaria; Anthozoa; Malacalcyonacea; Plexauridae
Source: the annotation of a GenBank genome assembly
GAGCUGAAGGGUGAGAAACGAGCGACAUAUUUUAGACGUGAGAAGAAGAAUAGAAAUGCUGAAUAUUUAGACGAGAAAGUUACUGUGAAUGUUGGUUUCAUGAAAUACGAUGGCGUGGGUAUGAAAGGACAGAGAGGUAAAUCGUUGCCUCUAACCAUAACAAAGUCUAGUGAUAGGAAAGAACUUAUGGAUGCGGCCUUCGGUAAAUUAAAAGCUCACAACAUGGCGGAAAUUAAAUCUAUUGGAGACUAUGAACUUUUGUACCCCGAUGCAACAGUUGUCGAGAAGCUUCGAGAAUCUGACGAACCAUUUGUACUUCACAAGUAUAAGAAAGAGUAUGGGAAACCCUACAGUCGCAUUACAUUUUACCUAUCGUUGAAAACAGAUUUGAUCAACUAUAAACUUACUGCUUUGAAGAAAGCAAUUUAUAGUUCACCCUCGUGUGAGAGUCAAGGUGAGAGUGAUUCAGAAGGAAGUCAAUCCAAGAAAUUGAAGACAGAACCGAAACGUCGCAAACCAUCAAUGGUUAAGACCCAGAAACCAGUUAUUCAUGUUGUUGAUUCUAGUCCAGUUAGCACUUCAUCCAACACAGAGCUAGAGCAGACAGAGCCAAAACAGACUGAGCAAAUUGAGACGGAUGCUGCCAUUGCCUUGGCAUUGCAAAUGGAGAAUGUGGACAAUACUUAUGCUGCACUUUUCACGGUCGAUGAUCAACUAGAGGAACUGUCCACCAAUGAAGAGACAUUUUCUGAUGAUGCAGUAGAAAUGUCUACAUCUGGCAAGGAUGAUGCUCAAACUCCCACAAUUGAAGCAGUGGUAACAGAAUUAGCUCAGCAAGUAGAUUUUAGUAAUAUUACUAAGUUUAAUGUUGUCCGUACCCAUCUUUUUGACAAGGCAAAACGGGCCUUAAACCGUAAAAAAUUUGAUCCAUGCCAUAAAGUCUCUGUGAAGUUUAUGGAUGAU